Lactuca saligna is the source of this 941-nucleotide messenger RNA. NCBI's taxonomy places the organism in Eukaryota, Viridiplantae, Streptophyta, Magnoliopsida, Asterales, Asteraceae. The record is from the annotation of a GenBank genome assembly.
AGAACUAAUACUUUGUAUUGUGAAAUGAUGUUGCAGUGAACUCGGAUGAGUGCUUAAUGACAAGAAUGCAAGAGAUGUCACUUAACUACCACUUCAAAGUGGAGCAAGAAGUUGGUUCUUCCACACAUUCAUUUUUUGGCUUCAAUGGGACUGCUGGAGUUUGGCGAAUGGCUGCACUUAAUGAGGCAGGAGGAUGGAAGGAUCGUACCACAGUUGAAGAUAUGGAUCUAGCCGUUAGAGCUAGUCUUAAAGGUUGGAAGUUCUUGUACCUUGGUUCAAUACAGGUUAAAAAUGAAUUGCCAAGUUCAUUUAAAGCCUAUCGCUACCAACAACAUCGAUGGUCUUGUGGUCCAGCAAACCUUUUCAGGAAAAUGGUAUACGAAAUCAUCGUAAAUGAGAAUGUUACAUUGCGGAAGAAGCUACAUGUGAUCUAUAGUUUCUUCUUUGUAAGAAAGAUCGUAGCUCAUAUUGUUACAUUCGUGCUCUAUUGUGUUGUAAUUCCUGCAAGUGUGUGGUUACCAAAAGUAGAGGUUCCGACUUGGGGUACCAUUUACAUCCCAACCAUCAUCACGAUUUUGAAUGCUGUUGGAACUCCAAGGUCUUUAUAUUUAGUGGUAUUUUGGAUUGUCUUUGAGAAUGUCAUGGCCCUCCAUCGAACUAAGGCUACAUUCAUUGGAAUUUUUGAGGCUGAAAGAGUGAACGAAUGGGUUGUUACUGAAAAGCAUGGAGAUGAUUCCAAGGCUAAAACAAUAACUAGUCAACAUGAAAUACGUGGCUUCAAAUUAAGCGAAAGGCUUCUUGUGGUAGAGUUAUGUAUGGGUAUUAUCCUCUUUGUAUCUGGUUGUUAUGAUCUUGCAUUUGGAAAGAAUUACUAUUAUAUUUACAUGUAUCUACAAGCUAUCGCUUUCAUCGUAACGGGUGUGGGUUAUAUUGGCACUUAG